GUGUCAUAUCGAUUGAUUAUCGAUUGUAUAAACAAAAAGCCCUUGAAGAGACGUAAGUUUCACAAUCGAGGAAAAAUCCCGUCAAAAAUGGUCUUCCUUUACGUUUUGCUGGCUAUUCCCGUUAUUUUGCUGGUUUUAAUAUUCCUCAGUGACUGUGAUUUCACGUUAAAGUUUUGCGAGAAGUUUGGCGCUUCUCCCAAGAGUCAGUUUUAUGGCCGUGUUGCUUGGAUCACAGGAGCUUCUAGUGGAAUCGGGGAAAAUCUUGCCUAUGAACUUGUGAAAUGUGGCUGUAAGUUGGUUCUCUCGGCUAGAAGGAUGGAGGAAUUGGAGAGAGUGAAGAGAAAAUGUGGUGAAAUCGCCCAACCUCUUUACCCAUCGUAUAACAUAGACCAAGACAUUCUUGUUCUUCCCAUGGAUGUUACAGAAUUUGAAAAACAUGAGGAACACACAGAUACUGUUUUAAAUCAUUUUCACAAAAUUGACAUUCUAGUAAAUAACAGUGGGAGAAGUCAGAGAGGAUUGGUGAUUGACACCCCAGGUAUUGCAGUAGAGGAAGCCAUGCUAAAGUUGAAUACCCUUGCAGUGAUAUCAUUAACAAAAGCAGUGUUGCCACACAUGGUGAAAAGAAAGAGUGGCCAUAUUGUCGUUACAAGCAGUGCUGCUGGAAAAGUCGGUGCACCAAUGUCUGCCUCAUAUUGUGCGACAAAGUUUGCUCUGCAGGGAUAUUUUAGUGGUUUGAGGUUAGAAAUCUUUGAUUCAAAUAUCAAUGUCACACUGGUUUGCCCUGGUCCAAUUUCAACUAACAUCAGAGGAAAUGCCUUUACUGAAGAUGUGAAUGUGAAAGUCAAAGACAAGACAGAGCCUGCAACUGGGGACAAAAGAAUGGAUGCUAGCAAAUGUGCUCACUUGAUCGUAGUUGGCAUGGCAAAUAAGUUGGAUGAGUUGUGGAUUUCACCCAAUCCCGUUCUGUUCUUUCUUUAUGCAAACCAGUAUAUUCCAUCUGUUACCACCUGGGUUGCUAAGAGGUUAGGACUCAAGCAAAUACAGAAGAUGAGAGAAAUGUCUGAUAUUAAGCCAAAAGAAAAGAAAACUUAAAUGUGGACAUCUGUGAAAAAAUCCUUUUGUAGCUUGAAAGAAUUGUUAUUGCUGUACUUUAUGUUAGUUAAACCAAGAGUCCAUACUUGAUCAUAAAACCUCAAAUCAAACCAGUGUGUUACCCUUGAAAAAGAAUCAAAAUGUCACCUAGUAAAAUUAAUAAAGCAUUCCAUCCAUAUUCAAGUAGUGUCAUGACCGUGUUCGUGCCGUGAACUUUUCACAGUCAUACGAAAACCGGGCCAUGAAAGUUAAACUAAAAGUCCAUACUUGAUCAUGAAACCUCUAGUCAAACCAGAGUGUAUUACCACCUUGAAAAAGAAUUAAAAUGUCACCUAGUGAAAUCAAUAAAGCAUUUCAUCCAUA
Actinia tenebrosa (Australian red waratah sea anemone) is the source of this 1458-nucleotide messenger RNA. Its product is annotated as dehydrogenase/reductase SDR family member 7. The record is from RefSeq and is a predicted model, not a curated record. Lineage: Eukaryota; Metazoa; Cnidaria; Anthozoa; Actiniaria; Actiniidae. Gene Ontology annotation, molecular function: oxidoreductase activity.